Messenger RNA from Euleptes europaea (tarantolino), 1311 nucleotides. It is a transcript of the gene PPP1R27, whose product is annotated as protein phosphatase 1 regulatory subunit 27. Gene Ontology annotation, molecular function: phosphatase binding. The transcript has 3 exons. Lineage: Eukaryota; Metazoa; Chordata; Lepidosauria; Squamata; Sphaerodactylidae. The coding region runs from base 181 to 633 and encodes 150 amino acids. The record is from RefSeq and is a predicted model, not a curated record.
UCUUAGCUGCUAAGGUGGAGAGGACCGUUUCAGACGCAAGGGUCCGUUGUAUUCUGACACCUCAAAGGAGCUUAUUUCUGUGGGGUGCUGUGCCUUCUCUUGUUCCUGGACACUGUUCCUCAGCCUUCUUGCCCUGCCGACACCUUGUUCUCCCUCUUGGUUCCAUAGCACUCUGCCACCAUGAAGUAUUACUAUCCAGCUGCACCCUCCAGGUACAGGAGGUACACAAAAGGCCUGAGGACUGUACGUUUCUCCAAUGAUGUGAUCUUCCAGGACAACAUCCGGCAAGGCGACCUGGAGCAGGUGGGGCGUUUCAUCCGUGCCAGGAAAGUCAACUUGGACACUAUCUACCCCUCUGGUAUGGCUGCCCUUCAUGAAGCUGUGCUUUCUGGGAAUCUUGAUUGCGUUAAGCUCUUAGUGAAAUAUGGUGCUGACAUCCAUCAGAAAGAUGAGGACGGCUGGACACCGCUGCAUAUGGCCUGCAGCGACGGCCAUGCCGACAUUGCAAGAUACCUCAUCUCUCUUGGAGCCGAACUAGAUGUCACCAAUGAUGAAGGGGAGAAGCCGUCUGACCUUAUUGACCCUGAAUACAAGGACCUUGUGGAACUUUUCAAAGCAACUCGAAUGGACUGAACUUGUACUUUCAGUUCUUUGCUACACGGAAUCCAGUCUCUCCAGCAGGCAGGAAGAUCUGUUGAGUGCUGGAAAGAGGCUGGUAAAGUUGACAUUAGCCCAUACUAGAAUGGCUAGGGAAACUAUGGCCUCCAAAAGAGGUCAUAGUUUGGUUGUAAUAUGUGUGUAAAAGACUGGCUACUUAAGGGUUUCUCAGAGAGCUAUGCUUGGGAUAGCCCAUUCAAAGUGAAAUACAUUUUUAUUGUGGCCCACAGCUUGGUACCUGCUGGGGUCAGGUUUUGACUGAAACGGUUAUAAUGGAGAAGGCAUACAAGUCCUGGCAUCACUGUUGUGCAAGAGGUUCACAAAGGUGGUUGUGAGUUGAAAUGGACUGGGUACCAAUUUUUACAAGUAUAUAUCUUCCAAUACUCAUUUGCCUUUACUCUGAUCUUGAAUCUCAGCAACAUUGAAGCUAUUUUCUUGAGAGCUACAGCCACUCCAAGACGAAUCCUUAUACAAUUAUCCUACAGAGAUAACAGAUCCAACUUCAAGCUGGUAUUUAAGUGUUGUAAAUAUGGACGAUCCAAGCACUGUUGUGUAUAAAGUCUUAUUUUCCAUGUUUGUGCACCCUAGACUUGCUUUUCUACUGUAUUUUUAUGUGAUUCUGAAACAGCCUUUUUAUUUUUACAAUAAAGUAAU